AUGUUCGAAGAGCGUUUUGCAAAGCGCUACAUUCAGCAAUAUCAAUCCAAAAUUGACCUGGUUUCAAAUGCGCCAUCAGACACGGAGAUCCAGACGUCAACACAUUCACUGGCAUCUGCUACUUUUCAAAACACCAGCGGAAAAUCGGCAAUAACGCAGUUAACAACAACAACAACAACGAUAACAACAGCAGUACAAAGCAGUGUUCGUCAGACCGGUGGUCCUGAGAACGAAGCGGUUCAAAACGGAGCAGAAUUUCAAAAAGCUGUCGGAGGAGGUAAAUUUGUGCUAGUCCUAAGUGCUUCAAAUUAUGCUGACUAA
Gongylonema pulchrum is the source of this 321-nucleotide messenger RNA. Lineage: Eukaryota; Metazoa; Nematoda; Chromadorea; Rhabditida; Gongylonematidae. The record is from the annotation of a GenBank genome assembly.